This is a messenger RNA of Beta vulgaris subsp. vulgaris (sugar beet), 2191 nucleotides long. RefSeq names its product protein NRT1/ PTR FAMILY 5.1. Gene Ontology annotation, cellular component: membrane. Gene Ontology annotation, biological process: transmembrane transport; dipeptide transport. NCBI's taxonomy places the organism in Eukaryota, Viridiplantae, Streptophyta, Magnoliopsida, Caryophyllales, Amaranthaceae. The transcript has 4 exons. Gene Ontology annotation, molecular function: tripeptide transmembrane transporter activity; dipeptide transmembrane transporter activity. The coding region runs from base 194 to 1918 and encodes 574 amino acids. The record is from RefSeq and is a predicted model, not a curated record.
ACUCUCCUAUAUUGUGUGACUUAUCUUCCUACCUACAUUCUGUUUCAAGCAAACUUAGUUCUCACUUUCCCAACUUUCUUUUCUCAACUCAACCGAAGCAAAAAAAAAAGAAGAAACAUCAAGAGAAAAACAAGAGUAAUAAAGUAGAUUGUAGUGAUCUAACUACAAGCUUCUUUUCUUGUUCUAACCCAAAAUGGAUUCAGAAACCAACCAUAACGACUACACACAUGAUGGAACUUUGGAUCUUCGCGGUCGCCCUGCAAUUGCUUCUAAGACGGGCAAAUGGAAGGCUUGUGCUUUUCUUCUUGUUUAUGAAGCAUGUGAGAGAAUGGCCUUCUAUGGCAUAGCAUCAAACUUAGUGGUUUACUUGACAACCCAACUCCAUGAAGACACUGUUUCAUCAGUCAGAAAUGUGAAUAACUGGAAUGGAGUGGUAUGGAUGACACCAAUCAUUGGUGCUUAUAUCGCGGAUGCUUAUCUUGGUCGAUAUUGGACGUUUACCAUCUCUUCCCUCAUCUAUGUCCUGGGCAUGGUACUCUUGACAAUAGUUGUUUCACUCAAGUCCUUGAAACCAAGUUGCACAAAUGAAACAUGCAACAAUAGCUUUUCACUCCAAAUUGGGUUAUUCUACACAUCCCUCUACAUCAUUGCCCUAGGUGCCGGAGGUACGAAGCCCAAUAUUUCGACGUUGGGGGCGGACCAAUUCGACGAUUUCGAUGCCCAUGAGAAGGAGUUGAAGGUCUCCUUCUUCAACUGGUGGAUGUUUAGUGCCUUCUUAGGUGGUCUAUUUGCCACUUUAGGGCUUGUGUAUAUCCAAGAAAACUUGGGAUGGGGGUUAGGUUAUGGAAUUCCUACUGCCGCCCUUAUAUUAUCAUUGAUGGUCUUUUAUUUAGGAACUCCUAUUUACAGGCACAAGGCUAAAAACUUAAAAAGCCCUACAACAGAUAUUGUUAAAGUUGUUUUCACUUCAAUGGCUAACUGGAAACUUAAGGUUCCAAACGAGUCUAGGAAGUGCCAAGAAGUUCAACCACAACAUGGCAUCACAAGUGGAAAACCCCAGGAAAAUGAACCUUCAAAUUUCAAGUUUUUGGACAAAGCUACCAUAAAAGAAGGCAGUUCAAGACUCCCAUGCACAGAAGUACAAGUUGAGAAAACAAAGCAAGUUUGUGGAAUGAUAUUAAUAUGGUUGGUACUCCUCAUUCCUAGCACAAUAUGGGCCCAAAUCAAUACACUCUUUGUCAAACAAGGAACUACCUUAGACCGUCACAUAGGGACUCAUUUUCAAGUCCCUGCAGCCUCCCUAGGGAGCUUUGUUACACUAUCAAUGCUCAUAAGCGUACCAAUCUACGACCGCUACUUCGUGCCCUUCAUGCGAGCGAAAACCGGCAAUCCUAGGGGAAUUACCCUCCUCCAAAGACUUGGUAUUGGUUGUAUCAUCCAAAUUGCGGCCAUAGCAAUUGCAUAUUUGGUGGAGAUGCAAAGAAUGCAUGUGAUUAAGGUGGAACAUGUGUUAGGAAAAAAUUCACUUGUUCCUAUGAGCAUUUUUUGGCUAUUGCCUCAAUAUGCACUAAUUGGUGUGGCAGAUGUUUUCAACUCUAUUGGCUUGCUUGAGUUUUUCUAUGAUCAGUCGCCAGAUGACAUGCAAAGCUUAGGUACAACGUUCUUUACUAGUGCGAUUGGAGUUGGAAAUUUUCUGAACAGUCUACUUAUUACCUUGAUAGAUAAGAUGACAGGAAAAAAUGGUGGAAAGAGUUGGAUAGGUAACAAUUUGAAUGAUUCUCAUUUAGAUUACUACUACUUGUUCUUGUUUGGGUUGGCUAUUUUAAAUAUGGGGGCCUUUGUGUGGGCAUCAAACGUUUAUGUUUACAAAAAGGAGGCUAAAGUAAUGCAAGAUGAAGAUGAUUAUUAUGCCAAAUAGAAGGAAUGGUUGUAGAUGGUUAGUAGAAGAAUAAGUAUUUGUUGAGUAGGGUAGUUCAAGUGUUAAAGUUAUUGCAUGAAGUAUAAUGUAAGGCAUGAUACAGUUAUUGGAGUUACUUGUUUUAAACUCGAAUUAUACCUCCUCUCAGAAAAAAAAAAUUCGAAUUGUAUCUAGAUUACUUAACCUGAUUUUGACUCGAACUAAACUUUAUACAUCAAAAUCGACCGGCCUGUUGGCAUAAUAAAAGUUGGCCUGAUUGAGGUCCCCAAUUAA